AUGCAAUGCAGCAAAUACAUUGAGCACAACCCCACUAACUUAGCCACCGACAAGAUCAGGGUGGAUUGUGUUGUGUCUCUACUCACAGGCAAAGCCCUGGAUUGGGCCACCGCCAUAUGGACUGCCAACAGCACAGAACUCGGAUCCGAGACCCAUUUCCACACCCUCUUCAAAGAGGUAUUCGAUCACUCUCCUUCCGGUCGUCCUAUAGGGGACCUCCUCAUAGACCUUCAACAAGGACGCAAUUCAGCUGCCGAGUAUGCCCUCGAGUUCCGUACCAUGGCUGCAGGGAGUGGAUGGAGUGAGGCUGCUUUACUUACCGUCUACCGAAGAGGGCUCAACAGGGAACUUCAGGCGGAGCUGGCCUGUAGAGGUGACCUUCAGGAUUUAAAUCAAUACAGUCAUAUGUCCAUCUCCAUCGACCACCUCAUCGCCGACCGCCGAAGGACUCUGCCACCCAGGAACCCGAAACCUUCUCUUUCCAUGAUUCCGUCAUCCUGUCCGAGUCUUCCAGAGCCCAUGCAGUUGGGUCAUGCGCCUCUCACGUGUAUUGAACGUCAAAGGUGGAUCCAAGAAGGGCUCUGCCUAUACUGUGGAAGGAAAGAUCAUCUACUCAGCCAUUGCCCUGUUCGCCCCCACGGAGAUAUGAGAAGGGUCCCUCCACUGCCAUGCAGGUAGGCAGGUCCGUAUUUCUAAAUAUCUCCCAGAAGCAAUUCUCCAUCCCAGUAUUGAUAACCGUGACGGGGGUUAUGAAGUACGUAGAGGGCUUGAUAGAUUCGGGAGCAGCAGGUCGUUUUAUCGAUCACCAGCUAGUACAAGAGCUUGUGAUUUGUAUUUUUAAUGGAUUAUCAGAUAAAACUGGGUUAAUCACAAACAUAGAGUUAUAACUAUUUGUUACUGGGCCAGGAAUGUAAUUGGGUCAUUUCACUGUGUGUGGGGGGGUGGGGGGGUAAAGAGGGAAUCUGACCUAGGGUCAGAUUGCUUGCUCUUACUUAGAUCCAUGGAUGUCUUAUCAUAUCAGAGACUGAAACUGGCUUGGGCCUUUUGUUUCUAUCUUCAAACACAGUGAAAAGAGCCGGGGUUGAACAGAGUUUAAACUAAACAUGAGUGUUUUUGCAAGAUAAGGAUUGAUUGAUUGUAGUACUCUGAACUUAAUUAAAGUCGAAUUUAGCCACCCUCAGAGACAAAGGAAGUGGGCGGAGCAAUAAAAGAGCGGAAAACUGAAGAGGGCACUAUAUAAGAUGGAGGGAGAGGAGAAGAGGGGGUUCCAAUCUGCAGAUUGACCUGGCUUUGUUGAAUUAAAAAUAAAGUCAUUCUUGAUGCAACAAAAACUCUGUAAGACCUUUGAUUUUUAAUAAAGUAUAGUGGUUAUUUUCCACAACAUAAUUGCCGAUCCCUUCAGGACUUGUUUAUAGAGAUCUUUGAGUGCUUUGCCAUCAGAGGAGGUUUUGACGAAUCACACAAUCAGUGGCCACUGUUUAAACAAAGGUAAGCAACGUUCUUACUUAAACUGUGUGUUUCGAUCAAGCUGAAUCUGAGGGUAGGUUACGGAAGGGUUCUCUCCAGAAUUUAAGGACCAAAUUUAGCAAGUUUUUGGUGGAAUAAGAAAUAAGCAUGCAUGCAAUGUUAUUGUUGAUAAGUGUGAAUAACUUAAAUCCUACGGUUACCGCUCUAGCGUGUUUAUCAUUGUUAGGGGCUGCUCAGGGGUGGGUGGCUAGCCAAAAGUCCACUACGGAUACCGCUCUAACGUGUUGAUCAUUGUUAGAGGCUGCUCGGGGGUAGUUGGACAUACAUUACUAAAACCGCCUACGGUUACCGCUCUAACGUGUUUAUCAUUGUUAGAGGCUGCUCAGGGGUGACCUACUUGGUGACACAUCAGCCUGGGUGAGGUGAUGCACGAAUUAGACAGCUAAUCGGGGGGGGGGAAAUAGGUCAUCCAAGAUGGUCACACCAUAAAUUGGAAGUCGCGCCGUUCAUCUCAGGUAGGUGAACAGUUUUGAACGCCACCAGGGCUUCAAAGUAUAGAGAAAUAAUAAGAUAGAGUAGGUCUGUUCAUCUCGUACGGGUGAAUGGUUAGCUUGAGCGGCUGUGAGUCAUUCAGUGAAUAAUUCUGUCUGAUUCAUUUAAGCACGAGUGGCUGCUUAUCUGUGUGGGUGAUGUGACAACAAAAAUUAAUCCUGUAAAUAAUAGCCUUUUCUUUGUGGAGAAAGUGUACGGAAAGGGACUAUAUUUUAGGUCAUUUGAAGCUUCUAAGGCUGGUGGAGAAAGGAAAAGCCCAAUCUUGCAUUAGGGAGAGGAGAAUUAAUAGUAUGUGGAUAUUCAUUUACUAACGGAGGAGAGAGAGAAAUCCUGUUGGAGGAACAGGUCACGUGUACGGGGGUGAUCAUAUGACGUCAACACAUUGAAUUUCGGUCAAGCUUCGAGGGGAUCAUCACAUUUGGGAAAUAUAAAAGUAAAUGUUGAUAGAGUUAACAUUCCAAAUUUGGGUACUUUUAUAGAAGAAAAUUCCUGUAGGUUAUACGAAUAUUGAUUGUGUGUUUGGGAAGUAGCGUUGUGUGAAUGUGGUAUGAGUAAAUCUGAAGUUUGGAGAAUUAGCUGGUGAUAUAAAAUUAAAUUAACUUGCGGCAAUAAAGAAUCAUUAGAAAUACGAAUGCGGUGGAUGAUAUGAAUAAUAUUGAAAUAUGAUUAAUGUUAUGUGCAGGUAAUUGAUUAGUAGAGGGUGGAUAAAAGUGUAAUAAUAUGUAAGUGCUGGCUUGCGCACCCAAACACGUAGACGUACGUGGGGGGUGGGAGACAGUACAUAGAUCAUGUGAUAGAGAUAAAUUAAGCAUUAUAAUAGCUAUUUAUCAUUUCAGAAGCAGAGGUGAUAUGGUCAAGGAAUUUUAGUAUAUUAGGGGGAAAAUAUAAUUCAUUUGAGUAAAGUCGUUAGAUCUGUUUCCAAAUCAAGGAAUGAAGGUUUGACUCGUUGACUGCUAAGUUAUUUGCGUUGAGCUUGUGAGAUCUGUGUCCUUCACAGCUAUUUUGUGAUGAAUGUGGCAUGUGCCAGAUACUAAAACUACAGAUCCUUAUAAUAUGAGUAAAGGAGGAUUUACUUGUCAUUUCAAUGAAGCAUAGUUCUGCAUUACUGACUAAAAUCUAGAUUUUCUGAUUAGAGUGUAAGACUGGGAUUUAGGAGUUUGGGGGGUUUGAAGUGAACGACUCCCGUAUUCAACAGGAAUAGGGGGGGGGGGGAGAUAGUUAUUUUCUGUGGCGCCGAAUAAGUUGAUAAUUUGAAAACUACUGAGAAUAUAGUUGUAAUUUGGAAUAGUGAAUUGAAUAUGGAUGUGAAUUAAAUGUAUGCUUGUCAACGAUAGCAAGUAUUUGUUUUAUUAAUUAGAGCGUAAUCAGAAAGGACAGUUACAGAAAUUGAAUAGCGGACUGGCAAAUACGAUAGAGCUGAGGCCGUGAUUUGAAUUGAUAACAAAGGAAAGUAAUUUAAUAGGGAAGUUAGAAUUUCAACUGUGAAUUGUUUGGGUAGACAGAGGAAAGUAAUGUCUUUUAGUAAAAUGAAUGCAAAUAUACUAGUAGUUAUUGGGGUUUUGGGAAUAGACUUUAAUGCUAUGUUAUAGUUCGCGGGUAAAAGAGAGACAGUCCAGCGAGUACGAAUCGAGCGGUAAGAGAGAUUGGAAGUAGAAGUCUAAAUAGUUGAAUGGAAAACUGUUAUUUGACAAAUUCUAAUUGUUAUUACUUUAUUCGAUAGGUUGCUUAACACCAGUGGUGUAUGCAAAUAGUUGGUGAAUUCUAAAACGAUAAUUUGUUUUUCGUUACGUGAACCAGGGGAUGCAAGUAGCUUGAGCUAUUAUGCUGAUGGAAUAGCAUCAACUUAUAGUGGGUUCUAGAUUUGUUGAAUAACAAACUUAUAUUUUAAACUAAAUUAAUGCAAUAGGCUACAAUUAUAACAUUAUCAGAAAAAGGCACAAUUUAAUGCGAAACAGUUAUUACAUGUGUCAUUGAUCCAGUAAUGAUACAAGGAUAAGAAGGAUAGUAAAGGAAAGGCAAGGGAUGAAAUCUCAUUUAAGGAAAGAAGAAGAGUAUGAAGGUAUAUUAGGAAGAAAAAUACCAUUAACUGAGGAAUAUAAAAACGUUUAGCUGAGAAAGGUAACAGGAAUAAUUGACCUUACACCCUAAUAUAGACACUGAACCACACAAGGAGUAGAGAUGGCAGGAAUACCAGUAGCAAUCAUGAAGAGAAGGUUCCCAGAAAAUAGUAAAGAUAUUGGUAAUAUCUCUGACAAAUGGGAAAAAAGGACCAGGAAAAUAGUAACUAAAUGGCCAAAGGAGGGAACAUUUGAUGUAACAGUAUGCGAGGAAAUGGAUACCCUAAUAAAGAACUAUAAAACAGGAGAGAAAAGGGAGAAAAGAAAGAAGAAGAGAGAGAAAGAGAGAGACAUCUUGAAAAUGUUCUGGGAGGAAGGAAAGAGUUGGAGGGACAGCAUAGUAAAGGCUAGAAGGAUAAUAAUGGAGAGGGAGAGUGGACCAAAAAAGGCUGGCUUAACUACACCACCACCAUACACCGAAGGGGGGCAGUAUUCUCAGGUCACAGGUUUAGUCUCAAUAACAGGGAAUGUAGAGAUAGAAUGAGAAAAAGGAAGCAGCAGGUUUCCACACCAGGAAGAGGAAAACAAUCACAUUUAGAUAUAGACUGUUAUGGAAGACUGAGGGGGAUGUUAACGGAACUGGAAAAUUAUGGGAUAGAUGAACAAGAGUAUGAUGGGCAAAGAGAUGGGGGGAAUACAAGUGAUGAGGAAGGUGAAGAACUUAGACAGUAUGCUGAGUCUGAUCAAGGACAGAGUGAGACAGAGGGAUGAACGUCAGAUUCAAGCAAGGAAUUAUGCGACCAUAUUAUCCACGCAAUGGAGAAAUACAGGAGGGAUGAACGGAAAUAGGCGAAGCAGUGGAGAGAGAUUCUGAGAAAACUGGGACAGUUGCAGCUGGAAGAGCUGACAAGAAAGGACAAAAAGAAAACACAAGCCACACCUGUUCUCCAAGGAGGUCAACAGAUAAUGCUUCAGCAGCAAGGCCAAAGAGCUCCUCCUCACCAUCAUCCCUCUCUUCCACCUUCUCUUCAGAGGGCAAAGGAGUAUCCGGGGGUCUUGGAGAGUCCCUUUCCUCCUGAGGGGACCCGUCAAACCUCAGGGUGUUCGUUUCGCAACUCUGGGCAUGUCUACUUUCUUCCCUUCAAGUCCCAUGUAUCCCUACUUCCUUUGGAGAGGGAGCCGAAGGGUGUCUGUGAGACAACGAUUUUUGGUAAGAGGGAGGUGAAGGUAAAUAUUGAGGAGCCAACCCUGCCGGGUCUAGGUACCUUUCCAUUCAGGUAACUGGUCCUGUCUAUCCCACUUCUCACGCAGCUGUAAAUAGCAUGCAUGCCAUUCUAGUUCUGAGGACACCAUGGGAGUUGACGUUAUAGGGGACACUAAUUGGAUUUAAUUAGUUAAGACCCUUAUUAGAAUUUUACUGUUUUGACUUUUUCACAGGGCCCCUACUAGUGCGGCACCUUUACAUCUAUUAACCAGUUACUUUAGGUUACUCUAUAGUUUUUAAAAACUAUUUAGGGCCCCACGUUGGGCGCAAAGAAUGUCGAGUUGACUAGUACAGGUCGCCUCCCAGACGGUCCUACUAGGUUCACUAACGCGCGGGUAGUCUUUAACUGUGGAUCUUCUCUUGACUACACAGGGUGGGUCAACUCCCACUGCACACCGUAGGUCUGGAUUAACCAGCGGUUUGAGCCUCUUUCCCGGUGAGGGGGCCUCCCUGUCUUCCUACCCUAUCUUCCUACCCGAGGCUGAGUUAGCAGUAGAGCCCUGGGCUCCACUUUAUCAGCCUGGGUCACCCCUCUUGGUCUAUCUCUGCUUGCCACAGAGGUUAGCUCACUCUUUCCUACUGUUAACACUUCACGGGUAGUUUGUGACGCGGUAUACUACGCGUCAGUAGGGGCUAUUUCUGUGUACAACACCAAUGAACAAUCCCAUAUUUAUUUAUAGUAUUUAACUUGGCCUGGCUCUUAUUACGUGUUAUCUCGCCUUUCACGCAGGAUACGUUCAACCACGGGGUUAUACUAUUUUUAUAAACGUGGCAAAGUCUCAGACACCCCUGCUAUUGGUAGUUUCUAGUUUCAGUGUUACCAGAGUCUUGUCUGAGGACUAGGGGAGUCAACAGGUCAUAUUGACUAGGCCCUUUCACAACAACUGUCCUGCAUCUUUAUCUUUCUUACUAUGUAUUUGUUGGAUACUUCAUUUUUGUCACGAAUUCGGCCGAGACUGCUCCUCCUCCUUGCUCGGGCAGGCUUCGGCGUUCGUCGUCCCCGGAGUACUAGCUACCACCGUUGGAUGUUUCGAUGUUUGUUUGGUUUGGUCUGUCUGUUUCACCUGUGUCCGUUUGUGUCUAAUUAUGUGACCUAUAAGUUUCCUGCUUUGUGUAUGUGAGAUUGUGUGUUAUUGUCCGCCUGUCCGUUGGUGCUGUGUAUUUUGCUCUUAUCUAUUUUGUUUAUUUACGCACAGUUUGCGUAAUCGCUCGCCUCCGUUUUGUUGAGGCCCGUUUUGUAUUGUCGUGUUUCUGUCCAGUAAAGUCUGUUGGACUAAGCUUCUGUGUCCUGCACCUGACUCCACACCACAUCCACAUCAGCCAUUGACAAUUUUGCUGUUGAACCGCAAGAAGAGCUUGCAAGAAAUAAUUUUGUUACUAUGUUUUUAUUUGUAUGUUAUUAUUUAUAUCUGCAUCUUUGGGAAGGGCACAUAAACAAGCAUUUUAUAAAAUGUUGUCGAUAAAAAACAACUGUGCUUUACAAAAGGUGACAAUCAGUGGUGACCCAUCAUUCAGGGCAGGUGAUUGGCUCAGUGUUCUGUCACUCAUGGGGACACUAAGUCACCGCAAUAUCUACGGGGAGAGCUUGAAAAUUCAAGCCCCUUGGGUGCUGCCAUAGAUUUACAUUAGAAGUGCCCAUCCAAGAAGGCUCAAGGUCAUUGGCCACAGAUAAAAUUAUGUCAAAUCAUGUUAUUGCUACCAUAGCUUUGAUUGGACUGAUCAUGUCAACAUCAUACUUUCAAAAUCUUAGCUAGCAAGCUAGACAAUCACUCAUCAUCAUGGAUCAAGUCGACAAUCUACUGGCAAAUUCUUUUAAAUCCUUGUCAUAUGAAGAGACAUUUGAGAUAAAACGUAUCGGUGCUCAUCGGCCAUUGGACAUAAUCAUUACACAACAAGUUGGAAAUCGCAAAUUCAACAAUGAGUGGUUUGGAAGGAAUCAGUGGCUAACUGCAAGCUUUGCAAAGCAAUCACUAGCCUGCUAUUCAGUGGAGAGGGUGUGUGGUCCAAGUCUGUGUUUUAGGGUCUCUUUUCCAAGCUUAAAAGGAUAAACAUUCACUUGCAACAAACCAUGGAGCAGAAAAGGUUGCACAUUGGCCAUGCUGUCAAUUCAGCAUGACUUCUGCCACGUCCCAAAAAACAGGACUGAACUGGGAAAUCUCAGACUUCAGUGAGUUCAAGACAACUGGGAACUCUGAAAACAAACUCGGAAUUCCAAGUCGGGAACUCGGGCCUCUUUCUAGAGCUCCGACUUGAAGAUCACUGACGUCAUGAUUAAACCAGUUGUCUUGAAAGCACCAUAAAUCCAGAGAACGGCAGAUUUCAUGACAAAGUUUGAUGACAAAAUUUGCCCACAAGAAGGACCGCCGUGCCACCUUCCUGUUCAAGUGAGCACAACAAGGUGAGUCCAAAAAUGUAUUGUAUGCUGCUGCAUAAAUGGUAAUAUGGCAGGGAGAUAUGUAUACUGUAGCUAAGAAAGUAAUACUAAGUGUAUGUUGUGUAGUAAGCUGUUAGUAGCCCAUGUGCCUCACCUAAUAAUUUGGUCCCUUUCCCCCUCAUAACUUAGCCUACUGUUCUGACUUGGUGGUGCACAUGUAGCCUAUAGCCUGUUUUAGAGAAAUGUAAUCAUAGAAUAUUGUAAGAGCUUUCAUUGUCUGCUUAUAUGCCCCCUUUAUUUAUCCUACGGUUCUGACUUGGUGUACAGGGAGAAUACUGUAAGAAUGGACCAUGUUCUGAAUUAUGUCACUGUACAUUUCAAAAUAGUUAUAUUGACUACGGCCGUCCUAGCUCGCUCAUUAAUGUCUUAAUCAAAAUUACGAAUUGCCUCUUAUCCGCUCGUCGUUCCCUUAUGCCAUAGUUUGUACAUCUCAAUUGUCAGUAGAAACCAAAUUUGUUUAAGCAAGUCAGCCAUAUCAGCUAUGUUUUUUAAGAAGGCAGUAAAUGAGGCUGAAUGAACUGUUUCGCUGCCAGACAAGGCUCCGCUGAUAGCCAGGUGUAGCGGUGGUAAGGAUUCACUCCAUGGUGCUGAAAAGAAAGCUUUGCUGUUGGAACAGCUUUAUGUAGGCCCUAACAGUUUGUGGGCACUGGUUUUCACUAUUAUAGUGCAAUGAAUGUAUUGUUUAGUAUUGUGUUGUGUAGUGGCUUUGCUGGCAUGCAUCUAAAAAAUUGUUUUUGUGUUUGCCCCACAAAUAUUGAUAUGCUAAAAUCGCCACUGGACAUAAUGCAUUAAUAAAAUGCAAUGCUGUAUAAAACUACUUAUAGAUAGAGCCUUAUAUUCUACUCUAUAUAUAGUCAUAAAUGUUUAUGUUUACUGGCUAGGUUUUCAGAGUGAGAGAUCUGUCUGAGCAGCAGAUAUUAGAGCCUGAGGGACUGUAUGGAGCCUGAGGGAGACCCUGGAGUCCUGAGCAGGAGGUGAGUCAGAGAGAGAGGCUGUCUGAGGGAUACACACUAACCAAGGCUCAGUUUCACUCUGAUAAAUACUCUACAGGACAAACUACAUACAAAUCAUAUUUACAGGUGGUGCAGGUACUCCCCCCAUCCCCCUCUUUCUCUCUCUCAGUGACAGUCUGCUGACUGAGGAUCAGUUCAGAUGCUCUGUGUGUUCAGAGGGACACGGUCUCCAUUCCCUGUGGACACAGUUACUGCAGGCAGUGCAUCAGCACAUACUGGGUACCAGAUCAGACACAGAGCAGAGGACAGGUUCAGUGACAUCACUGUGACAGAGAAUGGGUCAGGGUCUGGGCCUGGGAGUCUGGUAGUCCAGUCAGCAGACAGAAACUCAGUCAGUCUGACCUGGAGAAGACCAGCGGAGGAUGCAGAGGGACGGUCUGUGUUCCACUACAGACUGGAGUACAGAGAGGAGGGACAGGAGGAGUGGGACACACUGCUAACAGACGGAGACAAGUGUGUGUACUCCCUAACACCCACACACACCUCCUGCAGAGUCAGAAUGUGUGCUGUCUAUGGAGAGAGACAUAUGAGUGAACCCAGUGAGGAAACAGUCAUCCCACUGGCAGGUUGUUAUGUUGAGGAACAUAAUGAAUAAGUGAUUCUUAAAAUAAAAGUAAUAAAUCAUCAUAUAUAUAGUUAUUAUUAUUAUUAUUGGGGGGGGGGGUGGGCACGGGAUGUUCCCCAAUGCUGGAAGGGGAGUCUGAGUGAAAAAGUUUGGGAACCCAUGUACUAGUUUGUCAGGGGGUUGAGUACAAUACAAACUUAUGUUGUACAGUGGAUAAAAAAAGAUAUAAAAAACUCCUUAUGAAUGAUGUUUAGUAAAAGUAUUAUGAAGAUUGUUAUAAAUGAUACUGCAACAUAAAGUUGUUAUGACUGGUGUCAUAAAGGUUCUAUAUAUUCCUUAUGUAUGCGCCCUUCAAGUAAAGUUGUCCUAUUUUUCGUUGAAUUUUAGAACUUGAAACAGUCUGAAAAUAUCCUGGUCAGUGCAUGUUACGCUUCAGUUAGUCUCUUUAACUCAACAGCCCUGUGUGUCACAAAGUGCUCUGAGACUGGCAAGCACGUCUACUGUCUAGUCUAUCUAGCUAGACUGUUUACAUUAAUAGACUAUUGCAUUAGUUUAGAUGUCAUAUUCAAGUGGAAAAAUAGCCAUAUGACAGAAACAAGUGUUUAAUACAGUAAAAUGCAGUUCCCCAGAUGUAUGUUAUAUAUCCACUGACAUGUUCUAAUUAUAAUGAAUUGUAUGUUUCUCUCCACAGUGGAUGUGACUCUAGAUCGUGAUACAGCACAUCCCCAACUCAUCCUGUCUGAAGACAGGAAACAAGUGAGAUAUGGAUAUAAAGACAAAUGACAUGAUCUCCCUGACAACCCAGAGAGGUCUGAUGACUGUCUCUGUGUCUGGGAAAGGAGGGUUUCUGCUCAGGGAGAUACUACUCUGAGGUUCAGGUAAAGGGGAAGACUGGGUGGACUUCAGGAGUGGCCAGAGAGUCCAUCAACAGGAAGGGGAUGAUUACACUGAGUCCUAAUAAUGUAUCCUGGACUGUGUGGCUGAGGAAUGGACAGUACAAGGCUAUCACUGAACCCUCUCUUACCCUCUCCCUGAGAGAGAAGCCCCAGAAGGUGGGGGUGUUUGUGGAUUAUGACGAGUGUCAGGUCUCCUUCUACAAUGUGGAGGCCAGGUCUCAUAUCUACUCUUUCACUGGCUGAACAUUCACUGAGAAACUCUAUCCAUACUUCAGCCCUGGUAAUCUUUACACUGGUAAAAACUCAGAACCACUGGUCAUCACUCCUGAAGAUGUCACUGACUGACUGUUUAAUACCAAACAUUAAAAUAAUGUUAACAUAACUGAUAAUGUAAUAGCGACCAGAUAAUGUAAUAAUUAAUUAUAAUAUAAUACAUAUUACACAAAUCCGCAGAUCAUGUAUUAACAUUUUACAUUUAUAAUGCAAUAACUUUUCCUGAUAAUAUCAUCAAUCAAUUGCAGUUAAUAAUGCAGUAGUGUAUAUGCCAUAAAUAAUUAUUGUAAUCUUUUGAGCACCAAGUUAUUUCAAGUUUUAAUCUCACAUGCACAAGUACAUUUUUAACAUUUAACAUUUUAGUCAUUUAGCAGACGCUCUUAUCCAGAGCGACUUACAGUUAGUGCAUUCAUCUUAAGAUAGCUAGGUGGGACAACCACAUAUCACAGGCAUAUGCCUUUCCUGCAAGCUCUAAACCCAGAAAUGCAGUAAUGUAAUGUAAUAAUACAAUAACAUAAGGUAGAACAAAAACACAAGAAAUAGAAAUAACAAAUAAGAAGAACUGGAAAUAUGGUAGUUUUGUGGAUAAGGUUAUAAUUUCAAGUGUUAACAUACUUUAACAAUAACAAACUCACAGUUUGCCAGUGCUGGUCGUCUUCUUCAUAAUGUAAUCCAAGAAGACCUACCUGUCCAUCUAGCGCUGUGGACCAUAUCACCUUAGUGGACGAGAUUCAUCUAGCUCUGAGGACCAUAUCACUUUAGUGGAUGAGAUCCAUAUUCUUCUUCCUGAUAACAUGACUGGGAUGAAUAAAAACAGUCCAAUAAUUGCUACAGGAUCCCUGGGUCUAUAUGCAUUGUCAUAUUUUCAGUGUUCCCCUAAAAUUAGACUGUAGUGUAGAACAAUAUCACUAUGAAUUAGUUCAACAGUGAAGUACAUUCCUGCAUGCAUAUAUAUUAUGUUUCUUACUUUAUUUUUAUUGAAAACAUUUUUAGCUGUUGAACUGAAAAGAGAGCUUGCAAAUAAUCACUUAAUUGUACUGUUCACUGCGCUGUAUCCUGUGCAUAUGGCAAUAAACUUGGAUUUAGAAUUCCAAUGAAUUUGUAUAAAAUUGAAGCUCAUUUACUGCAUUUCUACACAAUUUAAAAUCUCUAAAAUGCGAUUUGGAGAACAGCAAAUACAAGCAAAAUGGACUCCAGCCAUCACCUUGUUGCUGUAGCUUCAUUCAGCUCAAUCAAUAGCUUCAUUCAGCUCAAUCAAUAGCUUCAUUCAGCUCAAUCAAGCCAGCCAGCCAGCCAUACAAACAGCCAGCUAGCCAGCCAGCCAGCCAGCCAGCCAUACAAACAGCCAGCUAGCUAGCCAGCCAGCCAGCCAGCCAGCCAGCCAGCCAUACAAACAGCCAGCCAGCCAGCCAGCCAGCCAGCCAUACAAACAGCCUACCUCCACCUCCCAGGAGUCCGCAUGGUCCUGAAGUCAGCAAACUAACCCUGCUAAACUGCAUUUGCCUUUUAAUCAGGAUUGGAAUGAUUUUUGUAUCCUAUUUUAAAAUGUUGGUGUUGAGCUACAGUAUGUCAACUGCCAUUCCAUGCCAUACCCUGCCAUACCCUGCCAUUCCAUGCCAUACCCUGCCAUACCCUGCCAUACCCUGCCAUACCCUGCCAUUCCAUGCCAUACCCAAUGUCCCUGGUUCAGAAGUAGUAAUGGAGUUUUCAGCACAUCUGACCAGCAGAAGUGUUGAGGGCAGGUUUUCUAUGUCAGCGUAAAGCCACAUGAAGGCGCUGUUUCACUACAGUGCAUUAAGUUCACCUAGUGAGGCAAGUAUGGGUAGCUACAGGCCAAUAUGGCGACCGGAGUAUGGACGAGUGGGUGUGUCGAAAGGAGUGGGUAUAUGGAAAGUGAAUCAGCUAAUUGAGCAGAUUUGUUGCCACUCAAGACCGUUUUGAGUGGCUGAUUGGGCUGCACGACGAGUCGAUAAGCCGGCAACCAGUGCACCGGGUGCUGAAUCGAUGUGCCUGCCUACUUGAAGUGCUUCAUACUCGAUAGCUAACAUGGCCAUUUUUUUAAAAUCUCAAAUGAUAUUAUAGGUAGGAUAGCAGUCUACACAAGAAAUAACUAAUAUUGAUAACCAUCUAGAUGUCACCUUGAUACAAACAUACAGUCUACUACUCAAUGGGGAGGGCAUGAAUGGUAACAACAACAGGACACAGUGCCCUUCGCUCCCGCUUGACAAGCACUACUGUCCAGCAACGUCGUAGGAAGUAGCUACCUAGUUGUCAAUAUCAGGGUGACAGCUGCACACGCACACAAUGCAUGGAGUACAUCCAUCAUCAAUACUUUUAAACAAAAAUAAACUAUUGUCAGUUUUAUAAGUGAAAAUGUACUAUUAUUUGUGUAAAACGAACAGUGAAUUACGGUUCAGACUCAUCUGGCUUAAAAACAGAAGUCUAAACUCUCUCAGUACGGUAGCUCAAACCCUGACCUGAAGAGUGUUUUGCAAGCAAGAUUUGAGAGUAGGUUAUAUUUGUGCUUGGGCGAGGUGUGUGCUUUGUGCUUGGGCGAGGUGUGUGUGUGUGUGUGUGUGUGUGUGGUGUGUGUGUGUGUGUGUGUGUGUGUGAGUGUGUGUGUGUGUGUGUGUGUGUGUGUGUGUGUGUGUGUGUGUGUGUGUGUGUGUGUGUGUGUCUGUGUGUGUGUGUGUGUGUGUGUGUGUGUGUGUGUGUGUGUGUGUGUGUGUGGUGUGUUGUGUGUGUGUGUGUGUGUGUGUGUGUGUGUGUGUGAGUGUGUGCGUGCGUGUGUGUGAGUGCAUGCAUGGGUGCGUGUGUGUGUAUGUGUGCUGUCUUCCCCAUCCCAGACAGUGUAUGUGAACUCUUCUCCAGAUGGGUUGCAGGAUUGGGCUAAAUUCCAUUUCAUUUCAGUCAAUUCAGUAAGUAAACUGAUAUUCAGAUUCUCUUUGGACUCUGAACAGCAACUGUUUGUUGAUAAGCCAACCUGUCACCUGCCCUGUCACCUGACCAUUGCUACGUGUUCACUUAGAGUAAAGGUUAAUAGUUUAUCACCUCACCUCAGGGAAACAUUAAGCGGACUAUCGGUGCAGAGUCGGUUACUCCAGUUCUUGGUAAGAAAAAAUAAGUAAGCAAGAGAAAACUAGUACAGUUAUUUACAUAUAAUAUUGGGACAUUUCAAUAACAAUAAGUAGUAUAAUGUCUUAGCUUGAAUUAAGCAGGCAUGUCCUCAAAUUGGCUACAAUGCUGUAACCUAUGGCAAUAAAAUCGUACACAUAUUUAUAGUAUGUGUAUAAUACCGGUAAUACUACUAAUACUACUAUGUCUACUUCUAAUACCACUAAUACUAAUGUAUACUACUAAUACUGCUAAUAAUACUAAUAAUACUACUAUAUCUAAUACUACUAUGUAUACUACUAAUACUACUAGUACGACUAUGUCUAAUACUACUACUACUACUACUAAUACUACUAUGUUUACUUGUAAUACUACUAUGUCUACUACUAAUACUACUAGUACUACUAUGUCUACUACUAAUACUAAUACGAAUACUAAUACUACUAAUACUCCCAUGUACACUACUAAUUCUACCUAGUAAUAUUAAUAAUACGAAUACUACUAAUACUACUAUGUCUACUACUAAUACUACAUAUAUCUACAACUAAUAUUACUGUCUAUUACUAAUAUGACUAUAUCUACUACUAAUACUAUGACUAAUACUACUACAAAUACUAAUAUAUCUACUACUAAUACUAUGACUAAUACUAAUACUAAUACUACUAUGUCUACUAUUAAUACUACAACUACUGCUACUACUACUGCUACUACCAAUACUAUGAUGAAUACUACUACCCUCUACUACUGCUAAUACUAUUAUGUCUACUAAUAAUACUACUACAAAUACUACUACAAAUACUACUAUGUCUACUACUAAUAAUAUGACUAAUACUACUACUUAUACUACUAUGUCUACAACUAAUACUACUACUAAUACUACUAAUACUACAUACAUUUGUAGAGAUCCAAACACCUGAAGUUGUUUUGCAAGUUUAACAAAGAACAUGGAGGUUCUCUAAAAUGGAAUCUGCUCACAAUUUAAUCUCUUGAUAAAGUCAUGAAAUAUGAUCACAUGGCCAGUUGAUACAUUACAUAUGAGAAAGAACAUACUAUUUAAUGUGCAGUAGCCUACUGUGCACACUGCACAGCCAUUAUAUUCAUGUAUGAUGUUUGUAUUUACUAGUAGUUUGUCUCUCUCUGAGUGAGAGAUCUGAUGCAGUCCAGAUUCUGAAGAGACAUUAGACUGUAUGGAGCCUGAGGGAGACCCUGGAGUCAUGAGGUGAGUCAGAGAGAGGGGCUGUCUGAGGGAUAAACAUGAUAAGAAAACAUAUCAAAAAUAUGGAACAUAAUAAUGGCUUAUUUUAAAUGUUAUUUAAUGUGUAGUGUCAAGCAGGAGAGAGCAGCUCCCAGCUGUGUGUCUAUGAAGAGUGACAGGUCAAUGGAGCAAGAUAUCAAAUUCAAAAGAGUAAAUCUCCCUGACUCAAGGUGAGAACAGUGUUACAGCUUUAACUGAUAUAUGCCAACAUAUAAAAGAUGCAGCUUUAUUUAUCUUAACCCAUUAUAUACCAACGUCUGACAGUUGUGGGACCAGCUAUGUUCUGCUUUUGGUUCAGCUUCCUGAAUUGUUCAGUGUAGUGAGAUUCAGAAAGGGAAAACUGAUUUCUGUGCUUUGUGGACACUAUAAUACAUCUACAUCUAAGAUGUGCUUUUGUCUGUGCUUUUGUAAUGUGUAGUGUCAAGCAUGGGAGAGAGGAGUCUCCUGCUUCCAGCUGUCUGUCUAUGAAGAGUGACUGGUCACUGGAUCAAGACAUAAACUUCAGAGCAGGAGUCUGUCUCUCUGAUCUAAGGUGAGAGAUGAUUAAAGGUCCAGACUGCAGCUAGAUAGUGUGUACAUCACAAUGAGAUCUUGCUGUGAUAAUAUACAGUGAGGGAAAAAAGUAUUUGAUCCCCUGCUGAUUUUGUACGUUUGCCCACUGACAAAGACAUGAUCAGUCUAUAAUUUUAAUGGUAGGUUUAUUUUAACAGUGAGAGACAGAAUAACAACAACAAAAUCUAGAAAAACGCAUGUCAAAAAUGUUAUAAAUUGAUUUGCAUUUUAAUGAGGGAAAUAAGUAUUUGAUCCCCUCUCAAUCAGAAAGAUUUCUGGCUCCCAGGUGUCUUUUAUACAGGUAACGAGCUGAGAAUAGGAGCACACUCUUAAAGGGAGUGCUCCUAAUCUCAGCUUGUUACCUGUAUAAAAGACACCUGUCCACAGAAGCAAUCAAUCAAUCAGAUUCCAAACUCUCCACCAUGGCCAAGACCAAAGAGCUCUCCAAGGAUGUCAGGGUCAAGAUUGUAGACCUACACAAGGCUGGAAUGGGCUACAAGACCAUCGCCAAGCAGCUUGGUGAGAAGGUGACAACAGUUGGUGCGAUUAUUCGCAAAUGGAAGAAACACAAAAUAACUGUCAAUCUCCCUCGGCCUGGGGCUCCAUGCAAGAUCUUACCUCGUGGAGUUGCAAUGAUCAUGAGAACGGUGAGGAAUCAGCCCAGAACUACACGGGAGGAUCUUGUCAAUGAUCUCAAGGCAGCUGGGACCAUAGUCACCAAGAAAACAAUUGGUACCACACUACGCCGUGAAGGACUGAAAUCCUGCUGCGCCCGCAAGGUCCCCCUGCUCAAGAAAGCACAUAUACAGGCCCGUCUGAAAUUUGCCAAUGAACAUCUGAAUGAUUCAGAGGAUAACUGGGUGAAAGUGUUGUGGUCAGAUGAGACCAAAAUCGAGCUCUUUGGCAUCAACUCAACUCGCCGUGUUUGGAGGAGGAGGAAUGCUGCCUAUGACCCCAAGAACACCAUCCCCACCGUCAAAGAUGGAGGUGGAAACUGUAAUGAAUACUCGGACAGAGUGGUAAGAUCCAAUCGCAGAAUUGCGAUGCUUUAUUAGAGUACAGACAAGGGAAUAGCUUAAUCGUAGUCGGGCGGGCUGUGGUCAAAACCGGGCCAGGCAGAGACAGGCAGAGGUACCAAGGGAGCGGGCGUAGUCGUAGUCGAGGGCACAGGCACAGGGUCAGAGUACGGUAAUCACUGGGAUAAACAAGCAGAGGAUUAAGCAAUACGGGGAGUCAAACAACAAGGCACAGGUCGGAUACACGGGUAAUCAAAAACAACAAACUCUCUCUCUCGGAACAAAACGCUUAGCAAGUCACAAUGGAACAAUACCUCGCACCGACUGAACUUCUGAGCACACCUUAUAUCCUACACUAAUUACUGACAGGUGUGCUCAGAACUCAGGUGAACCAGAUCGAGUCUGAUGACUCCCCCUCUCUGUAGAUCGGGGAAGUGUCAGACUCUGUCUAGACCCAGCCAACCCCCGAUCCCUUACAGUAUCCCCCUCCCCAGGGCCGGCUCCUGACGGCCUUCUACCUCUACCGGGUGGUCUUCCUCUGGGUCGGGGUCCUGUAUGAUCUGGGUGUUCAGCGUGGAAAGUGGCCUUGAGAGCGGGAUCCAGUAUGUCCUUAGCAGGGACCCAGGACCGUUCCUCAGGUCCAUAUCCCUCCCAGUCCACGAGAUAUUCGAUGCCCCCUCGUCUCCGUCUUGACUCCAGUAUCUCGUGGACUGUAUAGGUGGUGUCCUGUUCAUCCUCCAGAGGUGGUGUAGUAGGUUGUUGAGCGAUAGGGGGGUACAUCGGGCUAUAGUGGACAGGUUUCAACAGGGAGACGUGGAACGUAGGGGUUAUCCUGUAGUGUCGGGGAAGUAACAGACGGUAGGUGACAGGGUUAAUACGUCUCAGUAUUUUGAAAGGCCCGAUGUACCUGGGUUGAAGCUUCUUGCAGCUCCGUCGGAACCGCAGGUCCCGGGUAGACAGCCACACUCUUUGCCCGGGUUGAUAAGUGGGAGUAGGUCUCCGGCGUCGGUCAGCGUAGGUCUUUUGCUGUUGUGAGGCCUGACUGAGAUGUUGAUGGGCCGUCUCCCAGACCUGCGCACUCCGACGGAACCACUCGUCCACCGCCGGUACCAUCCCUGAUGCGGUAUCCCACGGGAACAGGGGUGGUUGAUACCCUAGAACACACUGGAAGGGCGUUAGGCGUAGGGAGGUGUGAAUGAGUGAGUUCUGAGCAUACUCUACCCAAGGAAGGAAUCGGCUCCACUCUUGCGGCUGCCGCGAACAUUGUUGCCGUAGAUAUUUCCCAAUUUCCUGGUUGAGCCGUUCUGUCUGCCCAUUGGCCUGGGGAUGAUAUCCGGAGGUUAGGCUAACCGAGAUGCCCAAGCGUUCGCAGAAGGCCUUCCAUACCCGGGAUACAAACUGGGGUCCCCGGUCGGAAACAAUAUCCUCCGGGACACCAAACUGCCGGAACACCUGGUUAAACAUAGUCUCCGCCAUCUGAGUGGCGUUAGGCAAACGGGUCAUGGGUACUAACCGGCACAUCUUGGAAAAUCGAUCGAUGACCACGAGAAUUACAGUAUGGCCCUCUGAUUCUGGUAGAUCUGUAACAAAGUCCAUUGCAAUGUGCGACCAGGGUCGUUGAGGAGUUGGCAAUGGCAUCAGCUUACCCUCCGGUAGUGCACGAGGUACCUUGGACUGAGCACAUACUGGACAGGAUAAGACAUAGUCUCUGACGUCAUCUGUGAGGGAAUCCCACCAGUAUUUUCGGCUGAUGAGUCGUGCAGUUCGAGUGAUUCCGGGAUGACCAGAUCCCAGCGACGUGUGGCACCAUUCCAUCAGUUGAGGUCGAAGCGGAGCUGGUACAAACACCUUUGACUCCGGGGUUUCUGGAGGGGCUGGUUCCGAUUGUAGGCUCUCCUGAAUAGUGUCAUCAAUAGCCCACCUCACAGGACCAGCACGGCAACUCAUGGGGAGGAUAGGUUCUGGUUCCACGGGUCUUUCCGCGCGCUCGAACCGUCGGGAAAGCGCGUCCGCCUUACCAUUCUUGGACCCGGGGAUAUAAGAGACAGUGAAUCGGAAACGGUUGAAAAAUAAAGACCACCUUGCCUGUCGGGAGUUCAGUCGUUUAGCACUGUGAAGAUACUCCAGAUUGCGGUGGUCCGUGAGCACUUGGAACGGAUGCUCUGCUCCCUCCAACCAAUGUCUCCACUCCUCCAGUGCUAACUUCACCGCCAGUAGUUCACGAUUACCCACGUCGUAGUUCUGCUCGGCCGAAUUCAGUUUUCUUGAAAAGAAAGCACAGGGUCGUGAUUUAGGCGGCUCACCUUGGCGUUGGGAUAACACGGCUCCCACUCCAACCUCCGAGGCGUCCACUUCCACGAUAAACGGCAAGGUAGGGUCCGGCUGACAUAAAAUAGGAGCGGUGGUAAAGCGUUGCUUCAACGUCUCAAACGCACGCACUGCCCCCUCCGUCCAGUUCAGAUCGCGACCCUUGUAGCUGGUCAUCGCCGACAGGGGAGCUGCGGUGGUGCUGAAAUUACGCACGAACCGUCUAUAGUAAUUGGCAAACCCCAAGAAUCUCUGGAGCUCUUUCACCGUCUGGGGUUGAGGCCAGUCUUGUACCGCUUGUACCUUGGCUUCAUCCAGUUUAACCCCGUCGGGAGUGAGUAUGGCCCCAAGGAAGGAAAUCGUGGUGACAUGGAAUUCACUCUUUUCUGCCUUCACGAACAGAGAGUGGUGUAGGAGUCGAUCCAGAACCUGUCGUACAUGGGACACAUGUUCACUCAGAGAGUUAGAAUAGAUUAGGAUGUCAUCAAUGUACACUAUCACAAAGCGAUCAAUCAUGUCCCUGAAAAUGUCAUUCAUGAACGCCUGGAAUACUGAGGGCGCGUUGGUAAGUCCAUAGGGCAUGACACAAUAUUCAUAGUGUCCUCGAUGGGUGAUGAAGGCGGUCUUCCAUUCAUCCCCUUCUCUAAUGCGCACCAGAUUGUACGCACUCCUGAGGUCCAGUUUACUGUAGAUAGAGGCCUGCCCCACCUGCUCGAGGGCUGCUGGGAUCAAAGGAAGAGGGUAACGAUUUUUUAUGGUAAUAUCGUUCAAACCUCGAUAGUCUAUACAAGGACGCAGUCCGCCAUCCUUUUUCUUCACGAAGAAAAAACUGGAUGCGGCGGGAGACGUAGAUGGGCGAAUGGCCCCUUGCUGUAGCGCCUCAUCAAUAUACUUGCUCAUCGCUUCUCGUUCCGGCUGUGACAACGGGUAGAUUCUUCCACGAGGAGGUGUAGCCCCGGAUAGCAGAUCAAUCGCACAGUCCCAGGCCCGAUGAGGUGGUAAUACGGUAGCCCUCUCCUUGGAGAACACCUGCGCGUAAUCCUGGUAUUCUGUUGGAACAACAGUAGACACCGCACCCUGCGCAUCCUCCACAGUAGACGUUUUGCAAGGUAAAUUGAGGCACUCUGCCCUACAUACCUCACUCCAGGCAGUGAUAUCGCCCGAUUUCCAGGAGAUGACCGGAUCAUGGGUGACGAGCCAGGGGUGGCCGAGAACUAGCGGCUCCCGUGGAGCGGAGAUGACGAACAAAAUGAUGUCCUCAUGGUGUAUGGAGCCCACUUGUAACUUGAUUACCUCGGUACGGUGCGUAAUGAACCCAGUGCCCAUGGGCUCACCGUCUAGCGCGUUGACUCGCAGGGGAGGUUGAAUUGGGAUAAGUUGAACUCCCAAUUCCUCAGCGAGACCCAUAUCCAGAAAACUGGCAGCCGCUCCGGAAUCAAUAAGACCCUCCAACCUGCGCACUUUCUCUCCGACAGAUAAGGUAACUGGCACAUACAUUUGUUUAGACGUAAUGUUGAACACUUGAGUCUCACUCACCGGUUUGGCAGUUCCGAGGCGAUAUCCUGGGUUACGGUUUGGGCGUACCGGACAUUGACGAACGAAAUGACCCGACUGACCACAAUACAGGCAUAGUCCGUCUUGCCGACGUUGUUGUCUCACCGAAUCUUGUAGGGGUGACCGUCCCAGUUGCAUAGGUUCCUCCUCAGAUUCUCUCCUCCGCUCUGUCGAUUGCGUAGGACCAGUGACCGAGGGCUCCCGGACUGUGGAUACCUUAUGUUGCACUAUCAGAUUAUCAAUAGAGAUGGCUAUUUUGAUAAACUCAUGUAGCACAAUGAUAUCUCCUCGACAAGCCAACUCAGUCUGUACGUCUUUGUGCAACCCUCUUCGGAAAACGGUGAGUAAAGCAGUCUCGCUCCAUCCGCUACCGGCUGCUAUAGUACGGAACUCCAAAGCGUAGUCGGCUACUGUGCGACGGCCCUGCUGAAGUUCGCAUAGUUGGUCUCCCACACUACGCCCAGAUACUGGGUGGUCAAACACCUCUUGGAACAGUCUUUUGAACUGAACUUCCGCAUUCAACUCGGGGACCUCAGCUGCCCAAAGCGCAGUAGCCCAAUCCAGUGCUCUUCCCGUUAGCAGAGAAAUCAUGAAAUCCACCCUGCUACGGUCAUCGGGAAACAUAGUACGAUUAUACGACAUAUACAGGGACGUCUGGAGUAGAAACCCCUGACAUUUGCCAGGUUCCCCGUCGUACCUUGUCGGUAGAGAAAUCGGAGGUGCAUGACGAGGACUGACCGUGCUCGGGUUGGUGCCUUCAGCCGCACCAGCGUUGAGUAGUUGCAGGAGUUCAUCCAUCCGUUUCUCCUGUAUCUCCCAUCGCCUCUGUAAUUCCGCUGGAUCCAUGGUAUGGGCGAGGUAUUCUGUAAUGAAUACUCGGACAGAGUGGUAAGAUCCAAUCGCAGAAUUGCGAUGCUUUAUUAGAGUACAGACAAGGGAAUAGCUUAAUCGUAGUCGGGCGGGCUGUGGUCAAAACCGGGCCAGGCAGAGACAGGCAGAGGUACCAAGGGAGCGGGCGUAGUCGUAGUCGAGGGCACAGGCACAGGGUCAGAGUACGGUAAUCACUGGGAUAAACAAGCAGAGGAUUAAGCAAUACGGGGAGUCAAACAACAAGGCACAGGUCGGAUACACGGGUAAUCAAAAACAACAAACUCUCUCUCUCUCUCGGAACAAAACGCUUAGCAAGUCACAAUGGAACAAUACCUCGCACCGACUGAACUUCUGAGCACACCUUAUAUCCUACACUAAUUAUUGACAGGUGUGCUCAGAACUCAGGUGAACCAGAUCGAGUCUGAUGACUCCCCCUCUCUGUAGAUCGGGGAAGUGUCAGACUCUGUCUAGACCCAGCCAACCCCCGAUCCCUUACAGAAACAUUAUGCUUUGGGGGUGUUUUUCUGCUAAGGGGACAGGACAACUUCACUGCAUCAAAGGGACGAUGGACGGCGCCAUGUACCGUCAAAUCUUGGGUGAGAACCUCCUUCCCUCAGCCAGGGCAUUGGAAAUGGGUCGUGGAUGGGUAUUCCAGCAUGACAAUGACCCAAAACACACGGCCAAGGCAACAAAGGAGUGGCUCAAGAAGAAGCACAUUAAGGUCCUGGAGUGGCCUAGCCAGUCUCCAGACCUUAAUCCCAUAGAAAAUCUGUGGAGGUAGCUGAAGGUUCGAGUUGCCAAACGUCAGGCUCGAAACCUUAAUGACUUGGAAAAAAUCUGCAAAGAGGAGUGGGACAAAAUCCCUCCUGAGAUGUGUGCAAACCUGGUAGCCAACUACAAGAAACGUCUGACCUCUGUGAUUGCCAACAAGGGUUUUGCCACCAAGUACUAAGUCAUGUUUUGCAGAGGGGUCAAAUACUUAUUCCCUCAUUAAAAUGCAAAUCAAUUUAUAACAUUUUUGACAUGCGUUUCUCUGGAUUUUUUUGUUGUUAUUCUGUCUCUUACUGUUAAAAUAAACCUACCAUUAAAAUUAUAGACUGAUCAUGUCUUUGUCAGUGGACAAACGUACAAAAUCAGCAUGGGAUCAAAUACUUUUUUCCCUCACUGUAUGUACUGUGUUUCAUCUGCUAACAUUCUCUCUCUCUCUCUCUCUCUCUCUCUCUCUCUCUCUCUCUCUCUCUCUCUCUCUCUCUCUCUCUCUCUCUCUCUCUCUCUCUCUCUCUCCUGUUUCUCCGCAGUGACUUCAGUGCCAGUCUGCUGACUGAGGAUCAAUUAAUAUGCUCUGUGUGUUCAGAGAUGCUGAGGGACCCGGUCUCCAUUCCCUGUGGACACAGUUGCUGCAGGCAGUGCAUCAGCACAUACUGGGCCCAGCCCGGCCCUGCAGGAGACUAUGUGUGUCCCCAGUGCAGUAAGAGAUCCAGAGCCCGGCCUGCGCUCUACACUAACACAGCCUUGGCCAGGGUCCUCCAGGGGCUCCAGCAGGCAGGCUUCAGUCCUGCCCUCCCUGCUCUGGGCUACGCUGGGCCUGGGGACGUGGCCUGUGAUAUCUGCUCUGGACAGAAGCUCAGAGCGGUCAAGUCCUGUCUGACCUGCACUGUCUUCUACUGUGAGAGCCACGUCAGGCAGCACUACACCGUCCCAGCACUGCAGAGACACACCCUGGCUGAGGUCACUGGAGAAGGGGGACACAAAGACCACCAUGGCAACGCUGGACAGACAGAGAGCAUCAAAGAGGUGCUGUCAUUCACAAUACACUAUUUGAAUGACUACAAACACUUAACUACAAGCACUUAUAACACUAUUAUAAUGAGAUGAACUGAACUGUGUGUUUCAUGUUUUCUCUUAAGGAGGAGACUAUGGAGACUGAGGAGGAGGAGGAGAGGGAGAACGUCUCUAAAAAGAUGGAAGUUAAACAGGAGGAAGAAGAUUCUGAGGGAAUUUCUGAUCUGAAGACCAUUUCUGAGCUGAAGAAGGAGAUCUCUGAACUGAAGAACAUCUCUAAGUUAAACUCAAAGUUGGAGCAGGAGAUCUCUAAGCUCAAACAUGAUGUGCUUGAGCUCAGUAAGGAGAAUGCUGCGCUUAAACAAGAGGCAUCAUUUGAGAAAGAACUGUUUGACAUGAGAACUGCUGAUCUGAAUAAGACCAUAGCUACUCUCAGCUCAGACCUACAGCAACAGAGAGAGGCUGAGUAUGUGAGAAUAAACCUGAAGAAUAUGAAGAUGGACUAUGGUUAGUGUGACAAUAAUGACUACUUAAAGUGACAGUAUAUUUUUUAAGGUAGUAGUAGAAUAGUAGAUAGUAUUAUUAACAGGUUCUUAUCAAUUAUACUGCAACACUCAUGGAUGUGUUAUGACUGGUUUCAUAAAGAUGUUAUAAAUACCUUAAGUAUACCCCCUUCAAGUAAAGUGUUACCUUUCAUAUUUUAGAACUUGAAACAAUCAGAAAAUGUUCUGGUCAGUGUAUGUUACACUUCAGUUAGACUCAACAGUCCUGUGUGUUAACUCCAUGUAGAGUGCUUACAUUAAUACAAUAUUACAUUAUUUUAGAUGUCAUACCAUUCACAAAAAUAUCCAAUGUCAGAGAAUAAUGUAUUAUACAGUAAAAUGCAGUUCCCCAGAUGUAUGUUAUAUAUCCACUGACAUGUUCUCAUUCUAAUAAAGUGUAUGUUUCUCUCCACAGUGGAUGUGACUCUAGAUCCUGAUACAGCACAUCCCAAACUCAUCCUGUCUGAAGACAGGAAACAAGUUAAAUGUGGAGACAUAAAACAGGGUCUCCCUGACAACCCAGAAAAGUUUGAUACUGUUCCUUGUGUCCUGGGAAAGGAAGGCUUCUCCUCAGGGAGAUUCUACUAUGAGGUUCAGGUGAAGGGGAAGACUGGGUGGAUUUUAGGAGUGGUCAGAGAGUCCAUCAACAGGAAGGGGGAGAUUACAGUGAGCCCUGAGAAUGGAAACUGGACUGUGUUGCUGAGGAAUGGAGAGUACAGGGCUGCUGCUAACCCUGUUGUCCUCCUCUCCCUGAGAGAGAAGCCCCAGAAGGUAGGGGUGUUUGUGGAUUAUGAGGAGGGUCAGGUUUCCUUCUAUAAUGUGGAGGCCAGUUCUCAUAUCCACUCAUACACUGGCUACACCUUCACUGAGAAACUCUAUCCAUUCUUCAGCCCUGGUAAUAAUUACACUGGGAAAAACUCAGCCCCACUGGUCAUCACUCCUGUAGAUAUCACUGACUGACUGUUUUAUACCAAACAUUGAAGUAAUGUUUACUUUUUAAAUAUAAUUUCUUCUUAUUUUUUGUACUUUUUACCCCUUUUUCUCCCCAAUUUCGUGAUAUCCAAUUGGUAGUUACAGUCUUGUCCCAUCACUGCAACUCCCAUAUGGACUCGGGAGAGGCGAAGGUCGAGAGCCAUGCGUCCUCCGAAACACGACCCUGCCAAGCCGCACUGCUUCUUGACACGCUGCUCGCUUAACUCGGAAGCCAACCGCACCAAUGUGUCGGAGGAAACACCGUACAACUGGUGACCGAAGUCAGCGUGCAUGCGCCCGGCCCACCACAAGGAGUCUCUAGAGCGCGAUGGGACAAGGACAUCCCAGCCGGCCAAACCCUCCCCUAACCCAGACGACGCUGGUCCAAUUGUGCAACGCCUCAAGGGUCUUCCGGUCAUGGCUGGCUGCAACACAGCCUGGGAUCGAACCCGGGUCUGUAGUGAAGCCUUAGACCGCUGCGCCACGAGGCCUGAUAUAAUGUUAAUAUAACUGCUAUUGUAAUAGCGACCAGAUAAUGUAAUAAUUAAUUAUAAUGUAAUACAUAUUACAUAAAUCAGCAGAUAAUGUAUUAAUAUUUUACAUUUAUGAUGCAAUAACCUUUCCUGAUAAUGUAAUCAUUCAAUUGCAGUUAUUAAUGCAAUAACAAAUAUCAUAAAUAAGUAUUGUAAUCGGUUCAGCACCAAGUUAUUUUGUGGAUAAGGCUAAAAAAAAUUAAGCGUUAACAUACUAAAUCACAGUUUGUUGGUGCUGGUCGUUUUCUUCAUAAUGUAAUCCAAGAAGACCUACCUGUCCAUCUAGCUCUGUGGACCAUAUCACCUUAGUGGACGAGAUCCAUCUAGCUCUGUGGACCAUAUCACCUUAGUGGACGAGAUCCAUCUAGCUCUGUGGACCAUAUCACCUUAGUGGACGAGAUCCAUCUAGCUCUGUGAACCAUAUCACCUUAGUGGACGAGAUCCAUCUAGCUCUGUGGACCAUAUCACCUUAGUGGACGAGAUCCAAAUUCUUCUUCCUGAAUAACAUGACAUUGGGAAGAAUAAAAACAGUCCAAUAAAUGCAACAGGAACAGUAGGUCUGUAUGCAUUGUUAUAUUUUCAGUAAACCCCUGAAAUUAGAUUAUUACAUGACUUACUAUAACAAUGAAUUACUGUCCUGCAUGAUUAUGUUUCUUACUAUAUUUUUGUUGAAUACUUUUUUUUGCUGUUGAAAUGCAAGGAGAGGUUGCAAGAAAUCCUUUCAUUGUACUUCAGUCUUGUGUAUUUUAUUCCUAUUGUGUCACUAUUUGUAUAAUAUUAUUGUUUAUCUGCAUCGUUGGGAAGGGCACAUAAACAAGCUUUUUAUUAAAUGUUGUUGAUAAAAAACAACUGUGCUUUAUAAAGAGUGACAUAAUGCAUGAUUACUAAGUGUGUUCAGAGGUGCUGAGGGACCCGGUCUCCAUUCCCUGUGGACACAGUUACUGCAGGCAGUGCAUCAGCACAUACUGGGCCCAGCCCGGCCCUGCAGGAGACUAUGUGUGUCCCCAGUGCAGUAAGAGAUCCAGAGCCCGGCCUGCGCUCUACACUAACACAGCCUUGGCCAGGGUCCUGCAGGGGCUCCAGCAGGCAGGCUUCAGUCCUGCCCUCCCUGCUCUGAGCUACGCUGGGCCUGGGGACGUGGCCUGUGAUAUCUGCUCUGGACAGAAGCUCAGAGCGGUCAAGUCCUGUCUGACCUGCACUGUCUCCUACUGUGAGAGCCACGUCAGGCAGCACUACACCAUCCCAGCACUGCAGAGACACACCCUGGCUGAGGUCACUGGAGACGGGGGACACAAAGACCACCAUGGCAACGCUGGACAGAUAGAGAGCAUCAAAGAGGUGCUGUCAUUAACAAUACACUAUUUGAUAUGACUACAAACACUUGAUUUAUUUUGAUAACAAUGACAGUAUAGCUGAACUGUGUAUUUCAUGUUUUCUCUUCAGGAGGGGGCUAUGGAGAGUGAGCAUGGUACUGAGGAAGAGAACUCUGAGCUGAAGAACAUCCAGUUAAAGGAGGGGAACUCCAAACUCAAACAUGACAUCAAAUAUGAGCUGGGUAAUAUCAAUGUUGCACUGAAACAAUAGGCAGCAUUUACCUGCCUCUUGAUAUGAUACACUAUAUAUACUAAAGUAUGUGGACACCCCUUCAAAUUAGCGGAUUCGGCUAUUUCAGCCACACCCGUUGCUGACAGGUAUAUAAAAUCGAGCACACCGCCAUGCAAUCUCCAUAGACAGACAUUGGCAGUAGAAUGACCUUACUGAAGAGCUCAGUGACUUUCAACGUGGCACGGUUAUAGGAUGUCACCUUUCAACAAGUCAGUUGGUCAAAUUUCUGUCUGCUAGAGCUUCCCUGGUCAACUGUAAGUGAACAUCUAGGAGCAACAACAGCUCAGCAGCGAAGUGGUAGGACACACAAGCUCACAGAAUGGGACCGCCGAGGGCUGGAGCGCGUAAGAAUCAUCUGUCAUCGGUUGCAACACUCACUACCGAGUUCCAAACUGCCUCUGGAAGCAACAUCAGCACAAUAACUCUUUGUCAGGAGCUUCAUGAAAUUGGUUUCCAUGGCCGAGCAGCCGCACACAAGCAUAAGAUCCCCAUGCGCAAUGCCAAGCGUCGGAUGGAGUGGAGUAAAGCUCGCCGCCAUUGGACACUGGAGCAGUGAAAAUGCGUUCUCUGGGGUGAUGAAUCACACUUCACCAUAGCCCAGUCCGAUGGAUGAAUCUGGGUUUGGCGGAUGCCAGGAGAACGCUACCUGCCCGAAUGCAUAGUGCCAACUGUAAAGUUAGGUGGAGGAGGAAUAAUGGUCUGGGGCUGUUUUUCAUGGUUCGGGCUAGGCCCCCUUGUUCCAAUGAAGGGAAAUCUUAAUGCUACAGCAGACAAUGAUGAUUCUGUGCUUCCAACUUCAUCCCAACUUUGGCCCUUUCCUGUUUCAGCAUGACAGUGCCCCCGUGCACAAAGCGAGGUCUAUACAGAAAUGGUUUGUUGAGAUCGGUGUGGAAGAACUUGACUGGCCUGCACAGAGCACUGACCUCAACCCCAUCGAACACCUUUGGGAUGAAUUGGAACGCCGACUGUGAGCCAGGCCUAAUCGCCCAACAUUAGUGCCUGACCUGGUGUCACUAUUCUCUCAUGUCUAACUGUUCUCUCCCUCUUUGUAUGUAACUAUAAAGUAAUAUGCAGUUCCCAACAUUGAUGUUAUAUCCUCUGAUAUUUUCAAAUUCUAAUGAAUUGUAUGUUUCUCUCCACAGUGGAUGUGACUCUAGAUCCUGAUACAGCACAUCCCCAACUCAUCCUGUCUGAAGACAGGAAACAAGUGAGAUGUGUUUCAUAAUUGUCCUUCAAUUCGCAAGAGGCUGAAUGUAUCUUAGAGCCAGAGGACAACUCGCACUAAUUACAAUACACACACACACACACACACACACACUCGCCAACCUGCCCGUGGUGAGUGUUGUAAUUAGUGAGAUUUGUCCUCUGGCUCUGAGAUACAUCCGACAGGGGUUGCUCUCUGAGAGAUACCAGGGCUGGGGAGACAGACAGGGGUUGCUCUCUGAGAGAUACCAGGGCUGGGGAGACAGACAGGGGUUGCUCUCUGAGAGAUACCAGGGCUGGGGAGACAGACAGGGGCUACUCAGAUGGAUGGUGUGUUUUCUGGCCUGCAAAUUGAUUUUGACGAACAAAUCAGUAAAAAAAACAAAGCUAUGCAGUCCUCCGCUGAAUUUCGAAAUCCCAAGAAUCUGAAAAUGUUUGCCCACUCCUGGUCUAAAGUAGAAAACUCACCAGACAGGUUGUCUGUCUGUACAGUAAGGGGCCAUUUGAUCACCGUUCUCUUUCUGUUGGCGCAGUGUGAUAUAGGGACUACCCUGCCGGUGGGCGACUGACGGACAUCAUUUUCGACAGUUUUUAAAUGUAGAAUCGGUCUGCACUGGGUUUGCUAAUUAUGUCCGGCACACUGUGCAGAGGUGUUAAGUACUCUCAGCAAGCAAUCAUACCCGUCUGUCUGUGGCUUAACAUAUACUCUGUUCCUAUGGUCACUGUGGACUAUGAGAGAUGACAUGCUAUUUUAAUCUCCACCCUUUGUAAUAUAAUAACACGUUUUGUUCAUCUCUAAAUGCCUUAAAGAAAAUAGCUGUCAUCAUAAUGUAAUAACAUUCUAAGCAGGAGGACAUUCACUGUAGAUAUCACACAGCAAGACUCACCAUCACAUCUCACUACAUGUUUUGUUUUCUGCCUUUUUUUCUGUGUGCUCAUCUCAUUUCUCUCUCUCUCUCUCUCUCUCUCUCUCUCUCUCUCUCUCUCUCUCUCUCUCUCUCUCUCUCUCUCUCUUUCACUCUGUCCUUUUCUCUUUCUCCCCCCCGCCUAGCUCUCUCUCUCUCUUUUUCUACACCCUCUAUCUAUUUCUUCCCCCUCUCUCUCUCCCUCUGCCUGAAGGAGAUCUCCUGCAUCAGAGUACACUAGGACACACUCCGAGGCCCAGUUCCAAACCAACACUUCACUCCUACCAUUAUGUCCUUGGUUACUUCCAUCUGCAGAUCUGA
Messenger RNA from Coregonus sp. 'balchen', 29052 nucleotides. Lineage: Eukaryota; Metazoa; Chordata; Actinopteri; Salmoniformes; Salmonidae. The record is from the annotation of a GenBank genome assembly.